Molecule: messenger RNA, 3499 nt
Organism: Artibeus jamaicensis (Jamaican fruit-eating bat)
Lineage: Eukaryota; Metazoa; Chordata; Mammalia; Chiroptera; Phyllostomidae
Product: interleukin-4 receptor subunit alpha
Exons: 10
Coding region: 321-2717 (798 amino acids)
Biological process (GO): cytokine-mediated signaling pathway; production of molecular mediator involved in inflammatory response
Cellular component (GO): external side of plasma membrane; membrane
Molecular function (GO): cytokine receptor activity; protein binding
Source: RefSeq, a predicted model, not a curated record
GCCAGAGGAGGCUCCAGGCUGGCCCAAGACUGGAGCUUCAGGGAUCAGUGGCUCCCAGGGGAGGCCCCUGCAGCCCCUGCUGUGUCGCUGGCUUCCUCUCCACACGCCUCUUGUCCCGGGCCUGAGUGCAUCCUGUCUGUGAUCCAGGCCCUUCAAGCCGGUUUCAGGUCAAGAGUCAGCCGAGGAACAAGAGGCCUGUUACAUACACCCGCUGGCUCAGGAAGAGCCUCCUCCGUCACUUCCGACCGCUGCGGUCUUCUGACUUACCAGACUCGCCACUCACCUCCCCCCCAAUAAAAAGAGUGCCUUAGGAUCUCCCAAUGGGGCGUCUUGGCUCUGGGCUCACGUUCCCCGUGAGCUUCCUGGUCCUGGCGUGGGCGGCAGGCUCCGGGAGUGUGCAGGUCCUGCGUCGGCCCACCUGCUUCUCCGACUACAUCAGCACCUCCACCUGCCAGUGGAGGGUGGACCGCCCCGCCAACUGCAGCACUGAGCUCCGCCUCACCUACCAGCUGGAUUUCCCGAAUUCUGAAAACCACACGUGCAUCCCUGAGAACAUAGAAAGCACACUGUGCCUGUGCGAUAUGCUGAUGGAAGACAUGGUCAAAUCGGACACCUAUCAGCUGGACCUGUGGGCUGGGAAGCAGCUGCUGUGGAGUGGCUCCUUCCAGCCCGGCGAGCACGUGAAGCCCAGGGCCCCUGUGAACCUCACAGUCGAAGCCGUCGUCCCCCGCCUGUGGCAGCUGUGCUGGGACAACCCGUACCCUCCGGAGAGUUACCUGCACCGCGAGCUCUCCUACCAGGUCAUCGUUUCAGAUGAAGAAGACCCAGCGUCGUACACAGUCCAUAAUGUGACCUACAGGGAGCCCACCCUCCACCUCCCAGCCAGCACCCUAAAGCCUGGGGCUUCCUACCGCGCGCAGGUGAGGGCCUGGGCCCAGAGAUACAACAGCACCUGGAGUGAGUGGAGCCCCAGCGUCACGUGGCUUAACCACUACACAUCCUGGGAGCAGCACCUGCCGCUUGGCGUCCUCAUCGCCUGCAUGGUCAUUCUGGUCAUCUGCGUGUCCUGCUAUUUCAGCAUCAUCAAGAUUAAGAGAGAAUGGUGGGACCAAAUCCCCAACCCAGCCCACAGCCCCCUCGUGACCAUCGUCAUCCAGGAGCCUCAGGUGUCACCGUGGGGGAAGAAACCUGGAGGCCAGGAGCCAGCCAAGCGCCCACACUGGAAGACUUGUCUUACUAAGCUCCUGCCCUGUUUACUGGAGCAUGACACAGAAAGGGAUGACAGUUUCUUCAAGGCUGCCAGAAAGGGGCCUUCCCAGGGGCCUGGAAGAUCACCGCGGUGCCCUGGGCCAGUCAGCACGACGAUCCUCUCGCCGGAGAGCGUCAGCGUGGUGAAGUGUGUGGAGCUGCUAGAGGCCCCGGUGGAGAGUGAGGAGGAGGAGGAGGUGGAGCAAGAUAAAGGGAGCUUCUGCCCGUCUCCUGAGAGUGGCAGCUUCCAGGACAGCAGGGAGGGCAUCGCGGCCCGGCUGACAGAGAGCCUGUUCCUGGACCUUCUCGGGGCUGAGAAUGGGGGCCUUUGCCCGCAGGGCCUGGGGGAGUCCUGCUGUCGUCCACCUUCAGAAGGCGGGAGUGCUCAGAGACCUUGGGCUGAGUUACAGAGUGAGGAGAGCGAGGAGAGCGAGAACGAGGAGCCUUUCUGCCCGGAGUCAGCCCCUCGGAUGCAGAGCCCCGCCCACCUGGCUUUCCCAGAGGCACCCGCAGUCGUAGCCGACAACCCCUCUUACCGCAGCUUCAGCGACUUCCUGAGCCAGUCCUCAGGUGCAGGAGAGCUUGCCUCAGAUGCACAGCUGUCUGAACACCUGGGGGGAGGGGACCCCAACAUCCUCUCUGCUCCCCAGCCCUCCGAGCUGCCCGCUGCACUCCAGCCUGAGCCAGAAACCUGGGAGCAGGUCCUCCGCCGGAGCGUCCUGCAGCACAGGGCAGCCGCAGCCCCCGCCACGGCCGCCCCCAGUGGCUAUCGGGAGUUUGUGUGCGCGGUGCAGCAGGGCAGCGCCCUGGGCGGUGGGUCGUCCGGUUGUGGCCCUUCCGGAGCAGCUGGGUACAAGGCCUUCUCCAGCCUGCUCACCCACGGUGCCACCUGCCCAGGCACACCUGGAGUUGAGGCCAGCAGUGGGGAGGGGUGCUACAGGCCCUGCCAGAGCCUCACUUCUGGCCACCCAGGGGUUCCUGCCCCUGAACCCCUGUUCACCUUUGGCCUGGACAUGGAGCCGCCUCACAGCUCUCAGGACUCACUCCUCCCAAGCAGCCGCCCCAAGAGCCCCAGUCUGGAGCCAGUGGCAAAGGGGGAGGACCACCAGAAGGCCCUGCUCUCCCUGGAGCUGACCACAGACCCCCUCGGGGACGACCUGGGCAGUGGCAUUGUCUACUCAGCCGUUACCUGCCACCUCUGCGGCCACCUGAAGUGGUGUGACAGCCAGGAGGAGCAUGGCCAGGCCCAUGUUGUGUCCAGCCCCUGCUGUGGCUGCCACUGUGAAGACAGGUCCGAGCCCCCAACGAGCCCUCUGAGGGGCCCAGACCCCCUGCCAGGUGGGGUUCCCCUGGAGGGCAAGUCCUCCCCGUCCUUCCCGCCUGGCCCCAGCAAUGCUCAGAGCCCCAGCCGGAGCCUCCAAGUGGCGGCCACGCCCUCUGCAGGGCCCGUGUGCACGAGUGCAUCCUAGGCGAGGGCCCCCUGGUUGCUGCGAGCCCCUCGCCUGCGCCUGUGAACGCCUUCCCGCAAGGCAGCCCGGCCGGCAGGUUGCCGAGACUCGGAGGAGCCACUUGCCACCUCAUCGGUCCACAGCUUCUCCAGCGUACCCUCCCCAUCAUGUCCCCGCAAGGCAUGUUUUGUCCACCUAGGCCCUCACAGCCCUUGUCUUGCCCAGUCCUGGGACCAGCUGCUGCCAUGUCACUGGCCUAGAUGCCAAGCCUAGAAAGUAACCUGGCCAGCAGGGGGGGCUUUGGGAGGCCUGGGCAACAGAUGGGAGAGUGAGGCCCUGGGAAGGUGGUUAUUUGCCCAGAGGUGCCAUUCAUUGGACGGAGCUUCAUCAGGUUGACACUGGAGCCAGGAUCUGGACCGUGGGGGCUGCUCAGUCAGGGCAACAGAGGCCCAUGAAAAGGAGUGAUUACCACGCGGUGAGUUUGCUGCCAGAGCCCUACACAGCUGUAAGGCUGGGCUCCUGUUAAGCGUGGCAUCCCCAGAAUAAACACACCCAGCUCCCUUGGGGCCGGUCUGCGCCCCCACGGACACCAUUGCUGGCAGCCACAGAGGCCAGAGGGAGAGCCUCGUGCCUGUGACCUGGCUGAGCUGGGCGUUCCAGACACUGACAUCGGGCACCUCCAUCCUGCACGCUGGCUCAGACCUGGGGUUCAGUAAUGCUUGUGUGUGUGCAUCUCAAAGAUGGUUGAGACCUGGGUUUGUAUUUGCUGAGGAGGGCGGGGUGGGAGGGGCGGCGUUUUCUAU